Messenger RNA from Truncatella angustata, 1468 nucleotides. RefSeq lists its product as uncharacterized. Bases 163 to 1206 code for a protein of 347 amino acids. Gene Ontology annotation, molecular function: arylformamidase activity. NCBI's taxonomy places the organism in Eukaryota, Fungi, Ascomycota, Sordariomycetes, Amphisphaeriales, Sporocadaceae. The transcript is spliced from 3 exons. The record is from RefSeq and is a predicted model, not a curated record.
GAUCAACAGGCUUCUCCUGGAGGUGUUCUUCUAGCUCUGAUUUCCCUAGGCUAACAUAAGUCUAUAUAAGUACAUUGGGGAGCUUUUGCUACUACUCGCUCCAUUAUAAUUUAUUUCUGAAGCUAGAUAGUACUUAUUCCUCUAUUGAGCAGCAUAGCGGAAAUGGCAACACCCUCCGCAGUACCCAAGAGACCUUCUUUCUCCACACUGCCCCUCAACGCCGAUGGCCCUCCCGGUAACGCUUGGGGGCUAUAUGGGCCAGGCGAUGCGCUCGGCGCGCUGAACAUGUUAACGCCAUCCGUGGUCGCCGCCGCCGCCAGAGAAGAGAUUCGCAGUGGCGAGCGUGUAUCUUUGGACUGGUCGCUCGACAAACCGUCAUACCCUAGCUUCGACCGACCGCGCUUUGGCUGGGAGCUGCGAAACAGGGCGCAUCCAAAUGGAGAGCCGAGGACAGUGAACGAUGAUGCGCUUAACUUCAAUACCCAAUGCAGCUCUCAGUGGGAUGGAUUUAGACAUUACGGAUAUCAGAAAGCCAAGAAAUACUAUGGUGGCCAUGUCCAACAGGAGCUAGUAGAUCCUAAUGUGAUUGGCAUCAAUGCCUGGGUCGAGAGAGGAGGAAUUGUAAGCAGAGGUGUCCUUUUGGACUAUGCAUCUUUCUGCUCGCGGCACUCUUUGCCCUUGUCCCCAUUCACAUCAUCCUCCAUCCCGCUCGCACAUUUGAAACAAAUGGCUUCCGAAGCGAAUCUCACGUUUCGAGAUGGUGACAUCCUUUUUGUCCGUUCGGGUUUUACCGAGGCCUAUGAACAGCUAAGUGUUUCUGAACAAAAAGCGAUCCCUGACCGCGAGUCGCCCGAUUUCCUUGGCGUGGAGCCCAGCGCAGAGGUCUUGCAAUGGAUAUGGGAGUCCGGAUUCGCAGCUGUCGCUGGUGACGCACCUAGCUUUGAAAGAGCACCCAUAGCAGGGCCUCAUACUGCAGUAGGCCAAGCCUGGAAAGGUGAAAGCUGGGAGGGCGAAAUGCAAGGAGGUGGUCUCUUACAUCAGUGGCUCCUGGGUGGCUGGGGCCUCCCCAUCGGGGAAAUGUUUGACCUGGAGGCAUUGUCAAAGAAAUGUCAAGAACUCGGGAGAUGGUCAUUUUUCGUCAGCAGUGUCCCGUUGAAGGUACCUGGUGGUGUGGCCAGUCCUCCCAAUGCAGUGGCAAUAUUUUAAAAGCAUGUCUACUAAAAUCACUUGCGACUUGCGAGGACUUACGUCGUAGAUCAUACCAUGGUGAACCGGCUCAGAUUCUGCGCUUCCCUGAUUACUUAUGAAAUGUAGCACAGUUUCUCAACGAAUUACUUAAAAACCUUCUGCCUUACCCAUACAGUUUGCAUUGCUCAAGCGGGAAGGUUAGGAAGUGUGAGGUUCAGACAACUUUUCAUUCAGAUAAGGUAUUAUAAGUAAGGUGGCUUUAUUAUAUCAAACAGAAUCU